AUGGCGCAGUUUAAACAGAAAGCCCCCCGGGGUUGGUUCACGCCUAGUCCCGCCAUGAUAGCGUUCUACAAUGCAGAAUAUCUCAAAGGCGGAAGAAAUAUACAGCCCUACCCCCAUCCUGGAAACAAUGGGGAGAAAAUUGAGGUGCAACAAGGCCAAGGGGGAGAGAGCGAAGGGGAAGAGAGCGAGGAGGAGGAAUUUAGAGAUACUUACGAAGAAUAUAUCGAGCAACAGAACACAAAACUUGCAGGGUGGCUGGACGGACUUCAACGAGUGGGAUUGGCCACGGCAAGUGAAACGGAGGAUGAGGACGACGAGCAUGAGUUGGCCGAAGAAGCUGAGUUAGGUGAAGGAGUUGAGCUGAGCGACGAAUACGAGAAUGAAGAGGGUGAGGCUACCGAGGUGGAGUUGCUCAAGGAAGACGAGGGCGAGUCUCGUGACAAGUAUAUUUGGAAGCUUCGCCAAUACCCUUCAGGAGGGGGGAAAACAAAACCAGGCGAAACAGUGCCACCAGCCAACGUCUGGAGAAUCACACGCAUUUCUCGGCCAACGGAGCGUCAACCCACUCCUGACUACGAAGAUUCUCAGCAGUUGAAACGGUCACCAAGUCCUGAUUACGAGGAUUCUCAGCAGCUGGAACGGUCACCAAGCCCUGACUACGAGGAUUCUCAGCAGUUGGAACGGUCACCAAGUCCUGAUUACGAGGAUUCUCAGCAGCAGGAACGGUCACCAAGCCCCCAAUCCACGAUGAACUCAACAAUCAGCAAUUCAACAGGUUCCCUUCGCCCAAAGAGACGUCGCGUUGAUUCGGAGGAUGACGAGUACUCUGAUGAUGAUAAUCGUAAGCGCGCCCGCGCCAAAAGGGCAAAGAUAGGAGGAGGUUCAAAGAGAUAUGUCAACAGAAACCCUCCAUCCAAAGCCAAAGAUGUCCUCCCAAGAUCAGCUUCUCGAGCCAAGAUCGAGCCCAAGGUUAACUCCAAACUUUCCGCUGAAGGGAACGCCACCCAAGGAGAGCCUGAUGGUCCAAAGCCCAAGAAGAAAAAUGGCGCAUGGAGUGAAGAUGAGCACGAUGCUCUGUAUCAGCUUAUAAAGGCGCAAAGAGAAUAUGAGUCGGAAAACCCUACAGUAAAGAGGCUGAGAGACGAGAAUUUGUACAACGCCAUGUCUGCUAAACUCAAGGAAAUGGGAAUUGAUAGAAGCCCCAGUGCCGCCAAAAACUAUUGGAACCGUCAUGGUAGAGCCCUAAGCGAGUUUGACGAGCGGAUCGGAGUCAAGAUCAACACCUCCCUAACAACUUCAGCCCAAGUGCCGAAAUGUCGGACCAAAACGACUUAG
This is a messenger RNA of Venustampulla echinocandica, 1335 nucleotides long. RefSeq lists its product as uncharacterized. The record is from RefSeq and is a predicted model, not a curated record. Bases 1 to 1335 code for a protein of 444 amino acids. NCBI's taxonomy places the organism in Eukaryota, Fungi, Ascomycota, Leotiomycetes, Helotiales, Pleuroascaceae. The transcript has 2 exons.